This is a messenger RNA of Piliocolobus tephrosceles (Ugandan red Colobus), 2998 nucleotides long. It is a transcript of the gene HEPACAM2, whose product is annotated as HEPACAM family member 2. Gene Ontology annotation, biological process: centrosome cycle. The transcript is spliced from 10 exons. Bases 328 to 1908 code for a protein of 526 amino acids. Gene Ontology annotation, cellular component: centrosome; Golgi apparatus; spindle. NCBI's taxonomy places the organism in Eukaryota, Metazoa, Chordata, Mammalia, Primates, Cercopithecidae. The record is from RefSeq and is a predicted model, not a curated record.
AAUACGACAACAAUAAUGAGUAUACGUGUCACUUUGAAGUCCUCUUUUCAACUUUUGGCAGUUUAGUCAAAUUGGGGAAGGGAACAGGGGACACAGUUUUAAAAGGACUUUACAAUUAUGAGAAUAUUAGAAGAAGAAGAAAAAGAAAGCGGCCCUAAAGCUAGUAAUAAUAGCUAACACUUAUCGAAAGCUGAGUACCUGUCAGAAACUGCUAAUAGCUUUAAAUAUAUGGCUUUAUUAAUCCACACAAGAAUCCUGUGGGUUCCCAUUUUAAAGAUGACGAAGCAAGUAUGGCGAAAUUAAGGAACUUGCCUAAGAUUACUGCAGAUGUGCAAGCAGAAACUGAAGGUUUGGUCAUCAGGUGCUUGCUCGGGGCUGAAGGUGACAGUGCCAUCACACACUGUCCAUGGCAUCAGAGGUCAGGCCCUCUACCUACCCGUCCACUAUGGCUUCCACACUCCAGCAUCAGACAUCCAGAUCAUAUGGCUAUUUGAGAGACCCCACACGAUGCCCAAAUACUUACUGGGCUCUGUGAAUAAGUCUGUGGUUCCUGACUUGGAAUACCAACACAAGUUCACCAUGAUGCCACCCAAUGCCUCUCUGCUCAUCAACCCACUGCAGUUCUCUGAUGAAGGCAAUUACAUCGUGAAGGUCAACAUUCAGGGAAAUGGAACUCUAUCCUCCAGUCAGAAGAUACAAGUCACGGUUGAUGAUCCUGUCACAAAGCCAGUGGUGCAGAUUCAUCCUCCCUCUGGGUCCGUGGAGUAUGUGGGGAACAUGACCCUGACAUGCCAGGUGGAAGGGGGCACUCGGCUAGUUUACCAGUGGCUAAAAAAUGGGAGACCUGCCCACACCAGCUCUACCUACUCCUUUUCUCCCCAAAACAAUACCCUUCAUAUUGCUCCAGUGACCAAGGAAGACAUUGGGAAUUAUAGCUGCCUGGUGAGGAACCCUGUCAGUGAAAUGGAAAGUGGUAUCAUUAUGCCCAUCAUAUAUUAUGGACCUUAUGGACUUCAAGUGAAUUCUGAUAAAGGGCUAAAAGUAGGGGAAGUGUUUACUGUUGACCUUGGAGAGGCCAUCCUAUUUGACUGUUCUGCUGAUUCUUAUCCCCCCAACACCUACUCCUGGAUUAGGAGGACUGACAAUACAACGUAUAUCAUUAAGCAUGGGCCUCGCUUAGAAGUUGCAUCUGAGAAAGUAGUGCAGAAGACAACUGACUAUGUGUGCUGUGCUUACAACAACAUAACCGGCAGGCAAGAUGAAACUCAUUUCACAGUUAUCAUCACUUCUGUAGGACUGGGGAAGCUUGCACAAAAAGGAAAAUCAUUGUCACCUUUAGCAAGUAUAACUGGAAUAUCACUAUUUUUGAUUAUAUCCAUGUGUCUUCUCUUCCUAUGGAAAAAAUAUCAACCCUACAAAGUUAUAAAACAGAAACUAGAAGGCAGGCCAGAAACAGAAUACAGGAAAGCUCAAACAUUUUCAGGCCAUGAAGAUGCUCUGGAUGACUUCGGAAUAUAUGAAUUUGUUGCUUUUCCAGAUACUUCUGGUGUUUCCAGGAUCCCAAGCAGAUCUGUUCCAGUCUCUGAUGGUGUAUCGGGACAAGAUUUGCACAGUACAAUAUAUGAAGUUAUUCAGCACAUCCCUGCCCAGCAGCAAGACCAGCCAGAGCAUUCAAAACUGCUAUUCAAAAGGUAUUCAAAACUGCUAUUAGGACAUGCUCCUCCAAAAGGCAGUCACCCUCAAGACCCCAGUUCAUGCUACCAGCCCAAUCUGAGUGACAUCUCCACCUCCCACAGACUCUCUCGUCUCACCUUCUUCUUGUCUUUUCAAUCUUUUUUCGUGUUUGUUUAUCUGCGUACGUCUUUGUCUUCCAGUGGCUCUCUCCUCCUUUACCUCUUCAUCCUUUGAAUCCCUCCUUUUCUGAGUCUACCCUUCUCUUUUCUUCUCUUUUUCCAUAACUAUCUCCCUUAUCCAUAAUAUCCUUCUUAAAAUUUUCCUCCUCUGUCUUCUAACUUUAUCUAAAUGGGGAGCCAAUAUUUUUUAAAGUGUUAUUUUAUUCGAAUUCAGAUUUAUGUUACUUACUCUAAUUUUUUUAAUAAAUAAACGAAAUGCUUCGUUUUUCCUUAUCAGAAACUAGUUUGUACUUAUUUUACUUAUAAUCAAUUCACAAACAUUUCCAGGACAUUUACUAUGUGCUAGAGCAAGACAUUAAAUAAGACUCAAUUUUUUAAAGACUUCAUAGUUUAGUGGGCUGCUGUUUAAUUAUUUUAACUAAAGAUGAGUGAUUCUUAGUAAAAUAAAUAAUUCUCAGUAGCAUAAAUGCCACCUAUAGAUGCAGAGAGCAUUUUUCUUUCCUGAUUACCUAUGGUUUUAUUCUCCUCUAGGUCCAAUUAAAUUCAAAGAUCAACUUCAUGAGUAAUGCAUUAUUAUAGGUGGUUGGUGAAACUCUUCCAUCUCUUAUUCCCAAUGUGAAUGUGCCAGCUCUGGGGAAAGAAUCUUAACUUCACUGCUUUCUUUUAUUUGGCAGUCACUUCUGAGCAGGAAAGACAGCCAAACAAUUUUAUUCUUUGGCUCUUAGACUGUCCUAACAGUAUUAUUUUCUUUACUUCAUGUGUCUAUUACCUAAUUGGACUGCUGUUUAACAAACUGGUAAACUGGUUUGUGUUCAUAUUCUAGUACUCAGCCCAAUUAUUUAUUUAUUGAACUUAUGACUGGAUGUAUUUCAAUAUUGUCUAUUGACCUCAUUAAAUGCUCUUGGUAGGGUUUAUGUUGAACCCAAGACUGAUGUUAGUAUAUUGAAAACAGGACAUUCAAGUUAAGUAAACCUUUAGUUUCAAAAGUAAAUUACCUACAAAAUUUAAUAAUUGCUUACUCUUAUAUUUAUUUGUUGAUAAAUGUAAGUUUCUUGAGCUAGCUCAAAAUAUUGAUCUAAUUUGUAGCCCUGGAAAGGAAUAAAAGAAUUUAAGGUUCUUUUACCUGCAGACCUGAAAAAUCUAUA